Molecule: messenger RNA, 1853 nt
Organism: Stegostoma tigrinum
Lineage: Eukaryota; Metazoa; Chordata; Chondrichthyes; Orectolobiformes; Stegostomatidae
Gene: ccna1
Product: cyclin A1
Exons: 9
Coding region: 174-1448 (424 amino acids)
Biological process (GO): regulation of cyclin-dependent protein serine/threonine kinase activity; mitotic cell cycle phase transition
Cellular component (GO): nucleus; cytoplasm; cyclin A2-CDK2 complex
Molecular function (GO): cyclin-dependent protein serine/threonine kinase regulator activity
Source: RefSeq, a predicted model, not a curated record
UGGAGGGAGCUGCUUUUCGCCCGGAGACUAAUUAGAGUCACUCCGCUAUAUAGGCUGGCUUCAGGCAAGCUCUUACACACUCAUAAGUGUGAUCUGAGAGGGUAUUGCUUAGAGCUGAACGGCGGAAAAAAAAAAUUGUGCGAGCUAAUUUUUUUGUUGGUGCUGUUUAAUUUAUGUAUGUAGCCACCAUGUACAGGAGUAAUUCCGCUGCUGUCAAGCGCAAUGCUAAUCAAGAAAAUCAACAUCUUGUCCCGCAGAUGGGCCCAGUUAGCCAAAAGCAAAGGACCGUUUUAGGGGUGCUAAAUGAGAAUGACCAGCAGAGACGUUCACUUUCUCAGGUUUCAGCGAAAGCUUGCAGCACCAUUGCAGUGGGGACUGACAAUGGGUUCACUUCGAAAGGCUGCAGCACCCUCUCGGAAUAUCCGGCUACUUUUGUGUCCAACCCGAACUUCUCCAUUUACAUGGAGGAUGAAGUCCAAGAUGAGGUCGAAGUCUCUGAAUGUAACUUGACCUCUGAACUGGAAUCUAAACUUGGAGAAGUUGGCAACAUCUCCAAACCAGCAGACGACUACUGUCUGCUCUUGGAUCUGAGUGAAGUCUCGCCUAUGAUAGUAGAUUCAUCAAUGCGCUCGCAGCGUUCACAUGAAGAUUCGCAUCUACACGUAAAUUACCUCGCCGUGGAAGGCUAUGCAGAAGACAUUUAUCGGUAUCUCCGAGAGGCAGAAGAGAAAUGCAGACCGAAAUUUGGGUAUAUGAAGAAGCAACCAGAUAUAACGCACAGUAUGCGCUCAAUUCUGGUGGAUUGGCUAGUUGAAGUUGGUGAGGAGUACAACCUACAAACUGAGACACUGUACUUAGCAAUAAACUACCUGGACAGAUUCCUGUCGUGUAUGUCAGUCCUGAGGGGAAAGCUGCAACUGGUGGGCACAGCAGCUAUGCUGGUAGCAUCGAAAUACGAAGAAAUCUAUCCCCCGGAAAUAGAUGAGUUUGUCUACAUAACAGAUGACACUUACACAAAAAAACAACUCCUGCGCAUGGAGCAUCUCCUACUCAAGGUGUUGAGCUUUGACAUGACUGUCCCAACAGUUAACCAGUUCCUAACGCAGUUUUUGAAAGAGGAAGGGAUCGAUGGACAAAUGGGAAACCUGGCGAUGUACAUAGCUGAGCUGAGUUUAUUAGAAGCUGAUGUAUGUCUGAAGUAUGCACCCUCACUAAUGGCAGCAGCUGCAUAUUGCUUGGCAAACUACACAAUCAACAAUACAUUUUGGCCUCAGUCUCUUGCCACAUUUAGUGGAUACUCAUUGGUGGAUAUUGUACCUUGCCUGCAUGAUAUGCACAAGACCUUUCUCCAAGCCAAACUGCAACCACAACAAGCCAUUAAGGAAAAAUACAAGAGCUCCAACAAAGCAGAGGCUGCAGUACAAAACAACAUGAACUCAAUGAAUUAAUGUCCUGCUAUUACUGCCAGAGUUUGUUUUAUUAGAUUCCAACUGGCUUGCACCAUAUAGCCCAUCGAUUUCUGACCCUCCUAUAAACCUUUGAUACAUGUGAUUAUAAACUACCGUGACUUGUCCAGGGUUAACUUCAAUUGAACGCUCAGCAGGAAGCUCCCGAACAAGCAUUACGAUGAAGAAUAUUUGGCCAAAAUAAGGCUUUGCUUUAAGAAAUAAUGGAUCAACACCUGGCUAGGUCUGCUAACAAGAUGCUGCCAAAGGGAUUCAUUAAUUAGGGUAAAUUAAGUAUGAAAUAUUGAUGAAAAAUGUGUUCUGGGAUUAAUGUAAGCAACUGAAAAUAAUUAAUACCAGCAUCUGCCAUGAAAUGCAGUUUAUGCAAAAUCAGUUCAUACUGCUGGU